Messenger RNA from Pecten maximus, 2584 nucleotides. RefSeq names its product gelsolin-like protein 2. The record is from RefSeq and is a predicted model, not a curated record. The transcript is spliced from 14 exons. The coding region runs from base 124 to 1242 and encodes 372 amino acids. Lineage: Eukaryota; Metazoa; Mollusca; Bivalvia; Pectinida; Pectinidae. Gene Ontology annotation, molecular function: actin filament binding.
GCCACACGUCACGGCGACCUUUCACCUCCGCUACUUUAGUGAUACAGCACGGAGAUAUCAUUCCAGACAGGCCAGCGGACAGAUUAAGUACAGAAACCUCUGUGUCAACAUCCACAAGUCACAAUGUCAGGUUUAAGGAAAGCAAAGAAGUAUGAUUGGAAGGAUUCCAACAUGGCCCUGUUUGGCACGGACACUGACAGAAAAGUCAAAAAGGAGUCAGCCGAGACAGAGCCUGCCUGGACAGGUGCUGGACAGGAGCCAGGGAUCAAGAUCUGGCGUAUUGUGAAAUUCAAGGUGACAGAGUGGUCCAAGGAGGAUUAUGGCCAGUUCUACAAUGGAGAUUCCUACAUCAUCCUCAAUACCUACAAAGAGGACGGCAGUGAUGAAUUGUUGUAUGAUGUCCACUUCUGGAUUGGUCGACAAAGCACACAGGAUGAGUAUGGAACAGCUGCGUAUAAAACUGUGGAGUUGGAUACCUUUCUAGAUGACAAACCAGUUCAGCAUCGGGAGACCGAGGGACAUGAAAGUGAUUUGUUCAAGAGUUACUUUGAUUCCAUUACUAUCCUGAAAGGAGGUGCAGACACUGGAUUCCGUCGUGUUCAAGUUGAGGAGUUCAAAACCCGUCUUUUUAAAUUCUGUGGUACCAGGAAGAACAUAGAAGUCAAGGAGGUACCCGCUGCAAAAUCCAGCUUGAAUUCAGACGACGUGUUUAUCAUUGAUUUAGGUCUUGAAUUGUACCAAUUCAAUGGCAAAGGUGCCACUAAAGAUGAACGGUUCAAGGCCACACAGUACCUGCAGAAACUGAAAAGUGAGCGUGGAGGCAAGGCCAAGGUUGAGGUGUUGGAUGAGACGGAUACUUCUGAUAAUCAUAGUGUCAUCAGUGCCCUGAAAGCAGACCGUGAUGAAGAUGAUGAUGAUGAUGAUGAUGAUGAUGAUGAAAAAGAUGGUAGUGGAUAUCCAAAACUCUUCAGAAUUUGUGAUGAAUCUGGCAACUUAGAGAUGACUGAGCUCCCUUCUGAACAGAUAACCGAAGAAACGCUUGAUCGGAAGGAUGUUUAUAUUUUGGAUACUGUGAAACAUCUGUUUGUCUGGACUGGAAGAGAUGCUUCCAUUGAUGAGAGAAUGAAUGCCAUGCCGUAUGCUCAUAGAUACCUGAUGAAGUCUACACACCCUGUUAUCCCAAUCACAUGUGUGAAGGACGGGUUAAGACCGAACAAGGAAUUUGAGGCUUUCUUAAAAUAAAUCCAGUUACCUUGGAGAAUCCUCGGAGGAGAGGCCACUCCACAGGAAGUUACCGUAGAGAAUCCUCGGAGGAGAGGCCACUCCACAGGAAGUUAUCGUGGAGAAUCCUGGCAGGAGUGGCCACUCCACAGGAAGUUAUCGUGGAGAAUCCUUGGAGGAGAGGCCACAUGCUGCAUUUAAAUACUUUGCAAUAGAGUAACUUAACACUACCCAUAAUCUAAUAACAUGUUCCGUGAGAAGUUCACAUGUGUCCAGAUUUUGGACAACUAUGCUGUUUACUGAAGAGCUGAAUAAAAUUAGAAUUUAAAAAAAUUGAAGUUUAAUUAGGCGCAUAUUGAAUGAAGAAUGAACAUUGCUAGUGCUGGUCAUUUAGAGAGCUGUAUAAUUACCUAUUGUUUAGUGUCCGACAACAAUGAUGGUUUUGGUAUACAGAGAAACAUUAGAGGGAUUGUCGUAGUUAUUUCUAUCUUUGUUUACCAAACACCUUUUUUAUACACACACUUUAUUAACAUUAUAUUAUAUAAUUGUAUUGAAAUUUACACAUAACUUGUCUCUUGUUUCCUAAAUUAUUCCAAUAUCACUCAUUGGAUAUAACAUUUAUUACCUUUUUAUGUUGUUACAUUUGUGGACCAAGUUUAGUUAUUUCUUAUGUAGACAUAAAUUAUAUGUACAUGUAGUGGCAAACUACUAAUCAACCCUGGUUUAAGUUCUAUUUAACAACACAAAGACUUUGUUGGCUAAUUUAUUACUUUCUUACAUACAGGUACUUUGGUUUGAAAUUGUUUUGAAUUGAUUGACAGUUGAGUGUUUAAAUUGAUUUGAAGUCUUCUUCAUGGUCCAGAGUUCAAUAAAACAACAAUAUUACUACAUGUUUGUACUAAUUAUUAAUUUACCUUAAUGUCAAAUAUGUUUUGGAAACCCACUGCUGUUAAAUUGGACACUGAAAUUAGUGAUCAUCAGACAUUAUGAUCGUAUGUAAAUAUUCUGAACAUUUCUGUAGACCAAACCACUAGAGAAUGCCAGUGUUAUCUACACAUGCUGCUUAAUGUACCUACGCAUUUGUUUUUGCCACAUGCCAACCAUUUUGAAGAUAUCAAACAAUUCAUUUGAAUCUGAAAUCAUUUUCAGCAUUAUCAAAAUGAGAUUGACCAGUGAGUCAUUUUUCUGGUUUUUGCUAAUUUGUUAUUUUGUUUUGGCAUUUGGUGCAAUCCUGUUGAAGCUGCGGUGUAUUUGAGUCUCAUUUCGCCAGUCCUGUAUUUUGGUUUUUACCUGCUCUAUAGUCUUCCUAGUUUUGUAUUUCUGUUGUAGCCACCUACAAAUAAAUAGUGCCUUGUACACCAAG